AUGAACUCCAGUCAGCAAAGUGAAUCCAGAAUCUACUCCUGGUAUGGAGAACCAUUGAAGUCAGACAGAAAGCUGAGGACUUCCCAGUACAAGGGGAUCUUUAUUGCACCUAGGAGCCGCAGGACAGAAACCUGUAUACAUGUUGGGGACUUUGUUUUGAUAGAAGGAGAGAAUGCAGAUCAGCCUUAUGUGGCACAGCUCCUGAAUUUAUAUGAAGAUGGUGCUCAGGUCAAACGCGCAGUUGUGCAGUGGUUCUGUCGGGUUGGAGAGAUACCUCGGCACAAAAUGAAACUGCUUAAAAGACAGAUUUCUCCCCAAGAGGUGUUUUUUGAUCAAAUUCUUUCCUAUGACACCGACAUAUCUGCAGAGACCAUUAUUAAACGCAUUAUGGUAAUACCACUACAUCUGAAGGAGGAACUGCCUAUUACAUUAAACAAGGAAGAAACUUUCUUUGUGAAAGAGUCUUGGGAUGGGAAAUGCUUUAAAGCUUUGUCCCCAAGCACGUUCUCUAAGCUGAAGGAAGCUAGCAAGAAAAGAGGCUACAUCCCAGACCCUUCCAGGCCAUUUGUUACUUUGGACACCCUCACACCCCCGACAAAACAGACACACAGUGUUCGGAGUGCCACAAAACCAAAAAGUGCUGAGUUGGAAAUAGAAUCCAAACAUUCUGCUUCCAAGUCCUCUGUCUCUAAGGACAGGCAUUCCCAAAGAGUGGCUAUGGCUAACGGCAUCAAAACCCAAACAGCAAGGAAGAAGUUAGAGUUGAACAGCCCUACAAAGUCUAAAGGCAGGCUCCGGGAAUCGGAAGUUUUGGACCUUCUGGAUGAUGACUGUGAGGCCAUAGCACCAUUAGAACUAUCAGCUACUAAAAGAAAAGUGAAAUUCACAAAUGAAAUUUUAGGGUCACCACCAAAAAAGCAUUGCGGCAAGGAUAGGGCAGAGUCAACACCUGAUGCAGCAGAAGACUGGGAGAAGCUCAGUGACACCUUACGACUGUGCCCAUACACCAAGAUCAAGGACUGCAGUGAGAAAGCCAAGAACCUUCACGUGGCAGAUGACACUACACUUUUAGCUAGAAGUCGGAGACCGAGACGUGGCCCUGAGCUGACCCCUCGCUCUCGCAGAGCCUGUGCACAGAGAACAAGUGCUCUCAUGGCACAGCAAAUCAGGGUGUUGAACGAGGAAGAUUUUCUGUUCAACUCAGACAGUUCUUCAAGUAAUGAUGAGGAUGAUGAGGAUGACGAAGAUGAUGUGACCUAUGUACCGAAAACAAGAAGUAAACAAAGCAGAACAUGCAGCACCCAAAAAUCUUUGAGCCAGUCUUCAGUUCACACUCCUUCAAAGACCCCGAAGGAAACUCCUUUACCAGGGACGCCCAAGACACCCCGGAACGCAACUCCUGAAAUUCCCCAGCGCAGCCAUGCCACACAGAAACCAACCAGUGUGCUGGAAGAAGCCAGAUUGAGGCUGCAUGUUUCUGCUGUCCCAGAAUCUCUGCCUUGUCGUGAGGAAGAAUUCCAGGAUAUCUAUAACUUUGUGGAAAGCAAACUUAUUGAUGGUACAGGAGGGUGCAUGUACAUUUCUGGGGUGCCUGGAACAGGAAAAACUGCAACUGUUCAUGAAGUAAUUUCCUGCCUUCAGAAAGCUGCAGAAAAUGAUGAACUACCAUCAUUCCAGUUUGCAGAGAUCAAUGGCAUGAAGCUGACAGACCCUCAGCAAGCUUAUGUGCAGGUACUAGAGUUACUGACAGGUCAGAAGGUAACAGCAACCCAUGCUGCAGUACUGUUGGCAAAACUGUUCAGUACACCCGGAGUAAAGAGGAAGACCACAGUGCUGCUAGUGGAUGAGCUUGAUCUUCUGUGGACCCGGAAACAGAACGUGAUGUACAACCUGUUUGACUGGCCAACCCAGAAACACUCCAAGUUGAUCAUCUUGGCCAUUGCUAACACCAUGGACUUGCCAGAGAGAAUAAUGAUGAACAGAGUAGCUAGCAGGCUGGGCCUCACCAGAAUGUCCUUUCAGCCCUACACCUACAAACAGUUACAACAAAUUAUUUCAUCCAGACUGAAUGGUGUGAAGGCAUUUGAUGAGGAUGCAAUCCAGCUGGUUUCCAGAAAGGUGGCAGCGCUAUCGGGUGACGCAAGGCGCUGCCUCGAUAUCUGCAGAAGGGCCACGGAGAUCUGCGAGGUUGCCAGGCAGAAGAAAGGCCCUGAAAUGGUCAAGAUGGCCCACGUCGCUGAAGCCAUAGAUGAGAUGUUUUCAUCACCAUACAUAAAUGCAAUCAAGUAAAAACAUUUUUCAGAGGAAUUUCUUUGCUUUUCAAUUUUGGCAGAGUUUCGCCGGGCAGGAGUUGAGGAGGCAACAGUUCAAGAGGUCUAUCACCAGCACGUGGCCCUGUGCAGGAUUGAAGGCCUCCAGAGCCCCACGGUGUCAGAAGUGCUGGCUGUUUGCUCCAGGCUGGGUGCCUGCAGGCUGCUGCUGCUGGAGGCCAACGACAAAUACCUCCACAUGCGCGUGCGGCUGAACCUCAGCCAGGACGACGUCAUGUAUGCACUCAAGGAUGAAUAA
Acanthisitta chloris (rifleman) is the source of this 2568-nucleotide messenger RNA. It is a transcript of the gene ORC1, whose product is annotated as origin recognition complex, subunit 1. Gene Ontology annotation, biological process: DNA replication initiation; mitotic DNA replication checkpoint signaling. Gene Ontology annotation, molecular function: ATP hydrolysis activity; DNA replication origin binding; chromatin binding. The transcript is spliced from 17 exons. NCBI's taxonomy places the organism in Eukaryota, Metazoa, Chordata, Aves, Passeriformes, Acanthisittidae. The record is from RefSeq and is a predicted model, not a curated record. Gene Ontology annotation, cellular component: nuclear origin of replication recognition complex.